AUGGAUAAGCCUGUCCUGAUCAUCGGCGCCGGUGUUGUUGGUCUGGCGCUGGCGCACGGCCUCAAAAAGCAUGGAAUCCCGUUUCAAAUAUAUGAACGCGACGACCACAUUGACGCCCGCCCGCACGGCUGGGCCAUUACCCUCCAUUGGGCGCUGCCUUUUCUGCAGGAGCUCCUCGACGAAGAGACGAUACAAGGCAUCGACGGCGUCCAGGUCGACCCGAGCGUCGGCCGCAACGAUACGGGCAACUUUGUCUUUCUCAACCUCGAGACGCUCGAGCCAAAGUUUCACAUCCCGCCCAACUACCGCCGCCGCGUGAACCGCGAGAAGCUGCGCAAGCUGCUCCUCCGCGACGUAGCCGCACACGUUCGCUGGGGCAAGCGCCUCGACGCUAUCGACACUUCUAGGGACGGCGUGGUUUGCGCCACUUUUUCCGACGGCACCUCCGCCGAGGGCUGCCUGCUCGUCGGCGUCGAGGGCUCCGGCUCCCGCACGCGCAAGUUUCUGUUACCGGAUGCGUACCAGAACUACCAGCUGCCCGCACGCCUGCUCGGCGCCAGCAUCACGCUGCCCGCCGCCGAGGCUCAGCCGCUGCUGCGCAUCGAUCCGCUACUCUUCCAAGGUUGCCAUCCGUCCACCGGCAACUAUCUCUGGAUCUCGCUCCUAGACAGCCCCGAGAUCAAUGGCACGCUCGGCACUGGCCGCGAGGCCUACAAGUUCCAGGUUAUCCAGUCCUGGCUCGCCAAGACGCCCGCCGACGAGGUACCCGCGUCCGACGCCGAUCGCGUCGCCGUUAUGCAGCGCCGCGCCGCCGAGUUCCACCCCACACUGCGGAAAGUCGUGCAAAAGCUGACGCCCGAUGACGCCGAGGUGGCGGAGAUUUUGCUGCAGGACUGGCCCUGCCAACAGUGGGAUAACCGCGGCGGCCGCGUUUCGCUCGCGGGCGAUGCCGCGCACGCCAUGACCAUGUACCGCGGAGAGGCGGCCAAUCACGGCUUGCUCGACGCCCGGAACUUGUGCAACGCGCUGGUCAAGGUUUCAUCCGGAGAGGCGUCGCUCAAGGAGGCACUGGAUAGCUACGAGGCGGAGAUGGUGGAGCGCACGAAUCCGGCGGCCCUGCUGAGCAGAGAGGCGUGUCUAGACGCCCACGACUUUCACUGUCUAAAUGAAAACUCGGCGGUCUUGAGACGACGAGCUAUCAAGCAAUGA
Molecule: messenger RNA, 1209 nt
Organism: Beauveria bassiana ARSEF 2860
Lineage: Eukaryota; Fungi; Ascomycota; Sordariomycetes; Hypocreales; Cordycipitaceae
Product: monooxygenase-like protein
Exons: 2
Coding region: 1-1209 (402 amino acids)
Molecular function (GO): FAD binding
Source: RefSeq, a predicted model, not a curated record